AGAGAGAGAGAAGAAAAAAGAGAGAAUAAGAAAAAGAGAAGAAAGAAAAAAAGAGAAAAAGAAAGAGAAAAAAAAGAAGAAAGAGAAAAAGAAAAGAGAGAAAAAGAAGAAAGAAGAGAAAGAGAAAAAAAAA
This is a messenger RNA of Racocetra persica, 133 nucleotides long. Lineage: Eukaryota; Fungi; Glomeromycota; Glomeromycetes; Diversisporales; Gigasporaceae. The record is from the annotation of a GenBank genome assembly.